CUGCCUCGUGUCGUGGUUGCACCUUCGGCACCGUCACACGCGGUUAAGCCACGAUUCCUGGCGCGCGCCAAGAGAGAGGGGCGGGGGGGGCUGUGACCUCUGGGCAUGACUCGACUCGAUGGAAACGUCUCGGCACUGCCCAGGAUCACCGGGUGUCGAAAUUGAUCUCGCUCCUGCGGACGGGCGGAUUUCAUCGCUCGGUCUCCUUGGUGGACGCGUCCUGCCCGCCCGCCACUCCAUCACGAGUCUCAACCACAGAUCAUCGUCCUUCGUGGCGACGUGGAUCAGAUCGGGGACGGGCGCAGGCGAAUCGCAUCGGCUUCACUGGGAAGAAGAGUCGCUCGGAGGUGGCAACACCAUGACGGGUCUUCCCACUGCUUAUGUCGACGCAAACUCCAACGCAGGCGCUACGUUAUGCGGCCGACCUUUAUCCGUGAACAGGCACACGCGGGGCCGGGGGCUCUCUUCCGCUCGGAGGGCGCCGUCGCGCGACAGUGGACGUGGAAAAUCUCCCAGCGAGAAAGUGGGCUCCGGUGACUCCACACGAUCGGCCGCUCUCGGUCCGCGGCUGACGGUCGCCGCAAGCCCCUUGGCGUCAGUUAGCACCGUGCCCCGGGACACGCUCCACACCGCUGGACCCCGGCACAUGACCAAGGCUCCCGCCCGCCCGCCGCCUCCGGCAGUAGCCGCUGGCGCCGCGGUGUGCUACGAGAGCGACCGAAACGCAUCGGCCAAUCGCGGCGUCGGCUUGGCAGCGUGCGCGGCCCGUCGUGCUGCUCUGCAAGCCGGCUCGGAGCGAUGA
Lethenteron reissneri (Far Eastern brook lamprey) is the source of this 802-nucleotide messenger RNA. RefSeq lists its product as uncharacterized. NCBI's taxonomy places the organism in Eukaryota, Metazoa, Chordata, Hyperoartia, Petromyzontiformes, Petromyzontidae. The record is from RefSeq and is a predicted model, not a curated record.